Messenger RNA from Scaptodrosophila lebanonensis, 2875 nucleotides. It is a transcript of the gene Gyg, whose product is annotated as glycogenin-1. Lineage: Eukaryota; Metazoa; Arthropoda; Insecta; Diptera; Drosophilidae. The record is from RefSeq and is a predicted model, not a curated record. Gene Ontology annotation, cellular component: cytoplasm. Gene Ontology annotation, molecular function: glycosyltransferase activity. The transcript has 6 exons. The coding region runs from base 134 to 1795 and encodes 553 amino acids.
ACCCCAAAAACAAAAUAUAAAAUAGCCCAACGCGAAGGACCUCCGUGCGUACGCAAAUUCCGUGUGUGUUGCAAGGAGUUGAAUUUAAUUUUCUACAUAAACCCAACAAAAAAACAAAUCAAAUAAAAGAAAAAUGAGCAAAUUCGCGUGGGUGACGCUGACCACAAAUGAUACGUACUCGCUGGGCGCUCUGGUGCUGGCGCAUUCGCUGCGUCGCGCCGGCACUGCCCACCAGCUGGCCGUGCUGGUGACGCCCAGUGUCUCGGAGGCGAUGCGCAACAAAUUGAAGGACGUGUACAAUGUUGUACAAGAGGUUAAUGUGCUCGACUCCCAGGACGCUGCCAAUCUGGCGCUCCUCUCCAGACCAGAGCUGGGCGUCACGUUCACAAAGCUCCACUGCUGGCGUCUGGUACAGUUCGAGAAGUGUGUCUUCCUCGACGCCGACACCUUGGUACUGCAAAACUGCGACGAGCUGUUUGAGCGCGAGGAACUCUCUGCCGCGCCAGACGUUAGCUGGCCAGAUUGCUUCAACUCUGGCGUGUUUGUGUUCAGACCCAGCGUGGACACCUUUGGCAAAAUCACAGAAUUCGCCGUGCAGCACGGCAGCUUCGAUGGCGGCGAUCAGGGCCUCCUGAAUCAGUACUUUGCCGACUGGGCGACAGCCGACAUCAAGAAGCAUUUGCCAUUUGUUUACAAUGUGACAGCCUAUGCUUCCUACUGUUACUUGCCCGCAUUCAAACAGUUCAGAGAUAACAUUAAGAUUUUGCAUUUCGCUGGCAAACUGAAGCCCUGGCUGAUACAGUUCAAUUCUGAGACCAAGUCCGCCUCCACGCCCUCCGAAUACGCACAUGCCCACGACCUCAUACAGCUCUGGUGGAAUAUCUUCUGUGAUAAUGUGCAUGAGCGCCUGACUGACGAAAUGUGCCUUCGUCUAAAAAUCACGCAUCGAUCCAGAAACCACGAGCAUAGACAUGACGUGAAUCAGAAUCAGAAUCAAUAUCGGCAUCAGCAUCAGCACCAACACGAUCAGCGACAGCAACAGAAACACCAACAACAGCAACAACAACAACAGAACGUCAUACAUGUUAAAGAAUUUCGCGAUCCUUGGGCAGAUUACUAUGAGAAGCAAUCAAAGGAGCCCGAGCCGGCAGCAAAUGUGCAUGAACAUGCAAGUGAAAAUGUCGAGGAUAAGAGUUCAUAUGCGGAGGCGUAUGAAAAUAAAAAUCCCGACAAUUCAGAUGAAGUGAAGCAGAAGCAGGCUAGAGAGAGCCAGAGUGGCGAUAGUCCCAGCCUUAAACCGACACCCACUUCCCCAAGAAUCUCUGUGGAAGACUCAAUAGCUGUACAUAGAACCGAACACAAGUCUCCAUCCGAACACAACCCGCAUGUCCAUCGAGUGCGUAAGCGUCCAGUGCAUUCUCAUGAAGCAAGCCCAAUUGUUCACCACACCAGAACCGACGAAGCUGCCAAGGCCAAGGCAAGAAUUUUGGCCCAAGCACAGGCCCUGGACCAAGCCUCGGCCCAAGCCAGAGCCCAAGCCCAAGCCAAAGCCCAAGUCAAGCACGUAGCUAAGACGCAUGAGGCUGGACUUGCUGGUGCCUUAUCGCAGCUGCGUCUUGGGGCACAACGCACCCCCGAACAGGAGCAGUACGAGAAUCUGAUGCGUCGUCAGUGCUGGGAGAGUGGACAGAUAGACUAUGCUGGCCGCGACUCCUUCGACAAUAUCUGGAAGAAAAUAACGCAGACUUUGGACGCGAAACCGGCCAAGGAGGCUGACAAAACUGGUAGUUCAUAAAAGCAAAGCAAACUGUUCGUCAAUUCUCGUCAUUUUGUUUUGUUUUACGUUCACUCAGAAGAUUAUUAGCCGAGGCACAAGGGAGACAAUAAAGUUACACACGCACAUGAGGUACACACACACUCACACUAACAUUCACACACUCACACACACGCACACUCGUACAGAGCAGUGAAUGAGAUGAAAUAUGGCGGCGUGCCAAGGCAAAUUGUCAAAUUGGCUUUUCUCCGAGUGUUUGACACAAUCAGAAUGAACCGAACUGCACAUGGCCACUUGCCAUUUCUACACUCACACACACACACGUACAUAAACACGGCCAAAGUAAGAGCAGUUGGCCCAAACUGAAAGAAGGAAAAAACGAAAGAAGCAGAAAAGGCACAGCAAUUUUAAUUAAGUUUUCAAAUUUAACUUUUUGCACUUCCGGUGCCGUCUGUCGUCUGCACUCACACACACACACACACACACACAUUUGCAUAUGCAUAUAGAGAAACACUCAUGGUAACACACUCGUCGUGCCACACACAAACUUUUCCACUUCAUUGUGUUUUAAUUGAAAAUUUUGUACUUUUGCCCUUUGUGUUUACCGAUUUCUGGCAUUGACUUUUUACCUCAUCUGCAUAAACAUUCGCCCACAACUAACACCACACACUCCCCCCACACCCACCUCACCACACAACCCCAAAAGCUACAUACCUUAAAAAUGGAGCAAUGUGUAUAUAUAAAAUAAACUGGUCAUAAUAAUAAAAAAAAAAAUAAACUUGCGAGCAUUUUGUGCCAUUUUUGUUGCAGCGUUUGCAUGUUUGGCUAAGUGUGUCUAUAUAUAUAUAUAUAUACUUAUAUAUAUCUACAAGUAUGUGCGUGUGUGCGUGUGUGGGAGCCACAGAGUGUGUAAAGAUGUGUGUAACCAUCUGCUAGUUGUGUACUCGUCUCAACCCACCAUCCAGCAUCCACCAUCCGAGUUGAACGUAAAUAUUUGUUUCACAGCAAACCUAUUUCACUUGUUAUAUUUAAUUUAAAAUAUUGUCCUAAUAUUUAUUCAAAAACAAUCAAAAGCGAUAUCUCGUUUACCAGAACACUGUU